Molecule: messenger RNA, 378 nt
Organism: Alternaria viburni
Lineage: Eukaryota; Fungi; Ascomycota; Dothideomycetes; Pleosporales; Pleosporaceae
Exons: 3
Coding region: 1-378 (125 amino acids)
Source: RefSeq, a predicted model, not a curated record
AUGAACCCGUACGAGACCAUUAUGUGGGAGAAGGAGAUGAAGGAACUGAUCCUGUCUCACGCGCGUGCCGUUUAUGGAGAGAUGUAUCGCCAAGGCACCGUCUUCGACGUCGUCCACUCUACUUGCGCUACUACAUAUGAUAUGGACCGCGCGGAAUUGUUAUCGUACGACAUCAACCUAGUUGUCUACUUCCCGCAGGAUACACUUCUCAGUUGGAAGGUCCUAAGGAGCUGUUACUCCGGAGUUACUGCAGCGGACGGAUUGAACGCUCUGCUGGAGUCACUGAAGUUCAGCUUGCAGAUUCGCAUCAGUGAGAAGGCUCAAGCUGAGAAAAUUGUAGCGGUCAUAAUGGAGCGAGAGACGGCGAAGUCGGAGUAA